Messenger RNA from Apodemus sylvaticus (European woodmouse), 2958 nucleotides. RefSeq names its product transmembrane protein 62 (gene Tmem62). Lineage: Eukaryota; Metazoa; Chordata; Mammalia; Rodentia; Muridae. Bases 320 to 2251 code for a protein of 643 amino acids. The record is from RefSeq and is a predicted model, not a curated record. Gene Ontology annotation, molecular function: hydrolase activity. The transcript has 14 exons.
GCAUUUGUACUUUAAGAGGCGUCCUCAUAGUCACUUUGAUUCUCACAAGCACUCUGCACGCACGCAAGGUGUCAUUAACUUCGCGUUACAGGUGCUGAGGUCGCAGCACGGUCAGGGAUGCCAGACCCUGGAGGAGCCAGGUGGCGUGCUGCCUCCCUGCCACCCCCUCGCUCUGCUCUUCCUGGUCCUCACUUCGCUGUCAAACGCCGCGGAGCCGGGCUGCCGAGGCGCGGAGGCCUGGGCUGAGGCGACUCGUGGACGCGGCCGGAGGCCACAGAGGCCGGAAGUGCGGGCCGGAGCGCUCCGGGGCUGCGCCGCGAUGGCGAGAAUGCUGGCCGUCCGGGUGGUGGCGGGGCUGGCGGCGGCCGCGCUGGCCGCCCUGCUGUUGGAGCACUACGGCCUGGCUGGGCCGUCCACGCCGCUGCCGAAGCCCAGAGGCUCCCAGAGGCCGCAUCCCGCCCCGGGAUCGGAAGCCAACAAUAUCUUCUGGGGUCUGCAGAUAUCCGACAUUCACCUGAGCAGGUUUCAAGAUCCAGGCAGAGCGUUGGCCUUAGAGAAGUUCUGUUCGGAAACUAUUGACAUCAUUCAACCGGCUCUAGUCCUGGCCACUGGAGACCUGACAGAUGCCAAAACAAAGGAACACUUGGGAUCCAGACAACACGAAGUAGAAUGGCAAACUUACCAGAGAAUUCUGAAGAAGACAAGAGUCAUGGAGAAAACCAAGUGGCUGGAUAUCAAAGGGAAUCACGAUGCAUAUAACAUUCCAAGUCUGGAGAGCAUCGCCAAUUAUUACAGGAAAUACUCUGCUGUGCGUAAGGACGGCUCUUUCCAUUACAUCCACAGCACCCCCUUUGGUAACUACUCUUUCAUCUCUGUGGAUGCCACCCAAAGGCCAGGGCCAAAGAGACCCUACAAUUUCUUUGGAAUUUUAGAUGAGAAACAGAUGGACGAACUCUUAUCAUUUUCCAUGAAAAGCAGUCAGAGCAACCAGACGAUUUGGUUUGGCCACUUUACAACAUCAACUAUCAUGUCUCCAUCCCCAGGGAUCCGAACAGUAAUGGGUUCCGCUACAGCCUAUCUGUGUGGGCACCUCCAUACGCUUGGCGGGCUGAUGCCUGUCCUACACACUCGCCACUUUACAGGCACGCUGGAACUUGAGGUGGGAGACUGGAAAGACAACAGAAGGUACCGGAUCUUCGCCUUUGAUCACGACCUCUUUAGCUUUGCAGAUGUGACCUUUGACAAGUGGCCUGUGGUUCUUAUCACCAACCCCAAAUCACUCCUCUAUAGUUGUGCUAAGCAUGAACCACUAGAAAGGCUCUUCCAUUCCACACACAUAAGAGUAUUGGCCUUUUCCUUAUCCCCCAUCACUUCUGUCACUGUUAAGAUUGAUGGAGGUGAUAUAGGCCAGGCUUCUCACUUGUCUGGUCCUAUUUUCAUACUGAAGUGGAACCCUAGAAACUACAGUAAUGGGACACAUACCAUAGAAGUAUUCGUCCAGGAUUCAGCUGGAAGAAGCAGGAGUGCUCACCAUAUAUUUUCGGCCCAAGAGACUGCUCAUCUCACGUUUGAUCCUUUGGCAUCAUUUAUUCUCCUUACUGACCACUACAUUGUGGCCCGGGUCCUGUUUGUGCUGAUUGUGCUGAUCCAGCUCACCUUGCUGAUUACAUUCAGAUAUCUCGCAUACCCAGGGAUUAAAGAACCUUUUGGAUUUGCAAAUCUGACCACAUUUUCCCUUCAUAUCUUGAGCAAAAUAAACAUCUCCUACUAUUCUGUUUUGUUGUUGACCUUGUGUACAGUGCUGGGACCAUGGUUUGUUGGUGAGAUAAUUGAUGGCAAAUUGGGUUGCUGCUUUUCGUUUGGGAUAUUUGUUGAUGGACAUUUCCUGCAAGGUGGUCUAACAUUUAUAAGUGGAAUUAUACAGAUGGUAUUCUUUAACAUCCCCUUGGUGGCUUACAUAUGCUGGAGUUUGCUACAGCGCUGCUUUGGUCACAACUUCAGAUCUCAUCUCCACCAGGGAAAAUAUUUGACAAUUACACCUGUUUACGUACUUAUGCUGCUGCUGUACACAUGGCAGGUUUACUCUUGCUACUUUCUUCAUGUGACAUAUGGCCCCCUAGCCUUUAUACUCUCCCCAUUGAGGACCUGGUUGGCAUUGCUGACCCCCGUGCUCAUUUAUCGUGUGUGGACAUUGAACUCCACUGAACUUGGAAUAUUCAUGGUGCACUUAAAAAGUCAUCUGAGCUCCUGAAGUCCAUGGCUUACAGCUUGCAGCCUGGAAGAAGCCCAGCCUCCACAUUUGUGGCCCAGAUUUCUGCCCCAGUGGCAGAUGGGAAAGCCAGUAUCAGUGGGUGAGCUUCAGGAAGCUGUCACUCCUUGGACGUCUGAAUGUUGGAAAUGUUUACUACUGAUUCCUGCUGUGUGGACUGCAGAAAAGUCUAAGGACUGAUUCUUCCUCAGGAGGCAAAGAGCCCUAAUCAAGGAGAUUGCCACGGUGGGGUCUCAGUGCCAGAGCCCUCACCACUACUGUGUUUAUUAUGGUCAUCCUGUGAAAAGCACCCAGCCCAAACCUGGAGUUCAGGAUGUCAUUUUAUGCCUAGGGAGCCUGUGGAAACUUGUCCUGGACCUUUACCACUCUUGAGAAUUGACUUCCCAGCCUGUUUCCCCAAGGAUUGUGGGCUUUCUGCUUCUUUAGUCAAGACUGUUUUCAACUAAUCAAAUAAAUGAAUGAAUGAAUGAUAACCACAAACAAUGGGUUGAAGAGAUCAGUGGUUAAGAGCAUGUACUUUACCUCCAGAAGAUCUAAGUUCAAUUCCUAGCAACCGUGUUAGAUGCUCACAACUGCCUGUAACUAGUUCCAGGCCAGAGUCACUGUGGGCACAUACAUUUAUAUGUACACAGACUUACAUGUAAUUUAAAAAUAAUAAAAGAUAAGUAUUAACAAAGAAAUAUCACAAA